Messenger RNA from Ilex paraguariensis (yerba mate), 2206 nucleotides. The record is from the annotation of a GenBank genome assembly. NCBI's taxonomy places the organism in Eukaryota, Viridiplantae, Streptophyta, Magnoliopsida, Aquifoliales, Aquifoliaceae.
AUGUGAAAGAGCUACUAAGCGAGGCUAUCGAUCUUAAGCAGAGAGAGAGAGAGAGGAAAUGGGUAUCAAGUUCAUUUUCUGGGGAAUUUUCAUGCUGGGAACAUUUUUCUGGCUGGCAACAACCGAACCCAUCGAAGAUAAGCAAGCCUUACUCGAUUUUUACAAUAACAUUGAUCUCUCACGCCCUCUUAAUUGGGAUGACAAUUCUUCUGUCUGUAAUAGCUGGAUUGGAGUGACAUGCAAUCAUGAUAAAUCUAGAAUUAUAGCCGUUCGAUUGCCUGGAAUUGGCUUUCGCGGCCCACUUCCUCCAGAUACUCUGAGUUGCUUAUCUGCACUUCAGAUCUUAAACCUAAGUUCCAAUGGCAUAUCAGGUCCUUUCCCUUCUGAUUUUACCAGACUAGGGAAUUUAACUUCUCUCUAUCUACAAUUCAAUAACUUUCAUGGCCAACUGCCCCUACAUUUUGGAGUUUGGAAAAAUCUUUCAAUUAUCAACUUGUCGAACAAUGCUUUCAAUCAAAGUAUUCCUUCUUCUGUUUCAGAAUUAACUCACCUUACUGCUUUGAAUCUUGCUAACAAUUCGCUUUCUGGUAAAAUUCCCGAUUUUAAUUUACCCAGUCUCCAACUGCUAGAUCUAUCCAACAAUAAUCUCUAUGGAAGUGUUCCUCAAAAUCUUCGGAGAUUUCCCAGUUCGGCUUUCUUUGGAAAUAUUAUUUCCUCUGAAAUUUCAUCUCCUUCAUUUCCUCCAGUUCUUCCACCCAGCACUCAACCAUCAAGCAAAUCUUCAAGACUUGGUAAGCCUGCAAUACUGGCAAUCAUAAUUGGUGGCUGCGCUCUGGGGUUUGUCGUUGUGAUACUUGCCGUGAUGCUGAUUGCUUGCUAUUCAAACAAAGACACUGAAAGUGGGGUGGUCUCGAAAAAGUCCCAGGAGAAAGAAGGGUCUGUAAAGAAAGCAGUUUCCGGCAGGCAAGAUGGGAAUGGCAAGCUUGUAAUCUUCAAUGGUUUCAGUUUUGCAUUUGACUUGGAAGAUUUGUUGAGAGCUUCUGCUGAGGUGCUUGGGAAGGGAAUCUUCGGCACCACGUAUAAGGCUGCAUUGGAGGAAGCAACCACAGUGGUAGUGAAGAGAUUGAAGGAAGUGACUGUGGCAAGACGAGAGUUUGGGCAGCAAAUGGAGGUCGUUGGAAGUAUUAGACAUGAGAAUGUGGCUGCACUAAGAGCAUAUUACUAUUCCAAGGAUGAAAAGCUCAUGGUCUAUGACUACUAUAGUCAGGGGAGCGUGUCUACGAUGUUACAUGCUAACAGAGGUGAGGAUCGGACUCCUUUAGACUGGGAAACUCGACUGAGAAUCGCAAUUGGUGCAGCAAGAGGUAUUGCUCAUAUCCACGCACAAAGUGGUGGGAAGCUUGUCCAUGGAAACAUAAAGGCCUCAAACAUUUUCCUCAACCCCCAACAAUAUGGUUGUGCAUCUGAUCUUGGCUUGGCAACACUGAUGAGUCAAAUGACUUCACCAGUCAUGCGGAGAGCAGGAUACCAAGCCCCAGAAGUGACAGACAGCCGGAAAGUGUCCCAGGCGUAUGAUGUCUACAGCUUUGGGGUCCUGCUGCUUGAGCUUCUUACUGGGAAGUCCCCCAUACAUGCCACGGGUGGCGAUGAAGUUUUCCACUUGGUCCGAUGGGUUAAUUCUGUUGUUAGGGAGGAGUGGACUGCCGAAGUCUUUGAUGCAGAGCUUCUGAGGUAUCCUAAUAUAGAGGAGGAGAUGGUGGAGAUGUUGCAAAUAGGUAUGACUUGUGUUGCAAGUAUGCCAGAGCAGAGGCCGAAAAUGCCUGAUGUAGUGAAGCUAGUAGAGGAUAUUAGAAGGGUCCACACCGGAAACCGACCAUCUAUGGAAGCAAAACAAGAAGGUUCGACACCAGUCCUGACACCACCUGCGGCUGAACUAGGAUCCUCUUCUGUUCCAUAGAGAGAUUCUUCUUGUACUAGAAUUAGUUGUUGAGAUGUAAUUUCUUUUCUCUUUCUUUUUUCUAAGUUCUUCAGUACCAUAGUCUGUCUUGCUAGAAAUUGUAAGAUUUCCAGCCUGGGUAUCUUGGCUCUUUUUUGACACAAUUGGUGCCUAAGAUUUGUUUACCUACAUGAUCCAGCUAAGUUCAAAAGUCAGGUUGGUUUACUGAAAUAUUUGAUCGGGACCGAGUUUAUUAUGGAUGUGGUUGAG